Messenger RNA from Aspergillus melleus, 663 nucleotides. RefSeq names its product acyl carrier protein. Bases 1 to 663 code for a protein of 220 amino acids. The record is from RefSeq and is a predicted model, not a curated record. The transcript has a single exon. Lineage: Eukaryota; Fungi; Ascomycota; Eurotiomycetes; Eurotiales; Aspergillaceae.
AUGGUCUCCGAAGUCGGUUACCUGCACGAACAUCCAGAUAUCGAGACUGUCAUCAAGCGGAAGGGCAUCAACCCUAUGAACGAAGACGAGCUCAUCCAGACCAUGAACAUGGCCGUCACAAAUCAACGACCCGCUACCUGGGACUCGAGAUACGAUCACCUAGCGGGCUCGCAUCUUCUCUCUGGGAUGGAAUUCAUCAGCCUCAGGGGCCAUCAAGACGCUGGUGCUCGGGGCUUCGACAGCGACAACCCCAUCUUAAGCGACCCUCGAGCCGCGCUCUUCGCCGCGUCAUUUUCCCGCACCGCCACCAGCAAAGAAACCACAAAGUAUGGUGCAAAUCCUCCCCUUCCCGAGACAGAGACAAUCAAGCGACGGCUUCGCGACGACAACGACACAAACCCUUCCUCUGCAAUCGACGCACUCCGCACCGCCGUCUCCCGAAAGAUCUCCAGCCUGGUCCUUCUCGCAGAAGGUGUGCUACUGGGACCGGAUCAGCCGUUAAGUGGCUUCGGAUUGGACUCGAUGCUCGCGGCUGAGUUGCGGACUUUUGUCUUUCGGGCGUGGAAUGUCGAUGUACCGUUUGUUGUGCUUUUGAAGAAGAAUAUGACUGUGAAUGGAUUGGUUGGGUUGAUUGCUGAGGAGUUGGGAGGUGGAGGGGGUUGA